Messenger RNA from Otolemur garnettii (small-eared galago), 1697 nucleotides. It is a transcript of the gene ENTPD3, whose product is annotated as ectonucleoside triphosphate diphosphohydrolase 3. Gene Ontology annotation, biological process: nucleoside diphosphate catabolic process. The record is from RefSeq and is a predicted model, not a curated record. Gene Ontology annotation, molecular function: GDP phosphatase activity; UDP phosphatase activity. The transcript has 11 exons. Gene Ontology annotation, cellular component: plasma membrane. The coding region runs from base 118 to 1485 and encodes 455 amino acids. Lineage: Eukaryota; Metazoa; Chordata; Mammalia; Primates; Galagidae.
CCCUGCGCCACCUCCCGGGUCUGGGUCGGCAACCUCCUGCGCGCUGGCUGCCGGCUGCCACUGCGGCAGCGCUAAUCGCCUUCUCCUGGUCCGCGGGCCGCGCAGCUGGGAGAAAAGAUGUUCGCCGUGCUGACCCGCCAACCAUGUGAGCAGGCAGGCCUCAAGGCUCUCUACCGCACUCCAGCCAUCAUUGGCUUGGUGGUCUUGGUGGUGAGUGUUGUGGUCCUCGUGAGUAUCACACUCAUCCAGAUCCAUAAGCAAGAGGUCCUCCCUCCAGGACUGAAGUAUGGAAUCGUGCUGGAUGCCGGGUCUUCCAGAACCACAGUCUACGUGUAUCAGUGGCCAGCAGAGAAGGAGAAUAAUACCGGAGUGGUCAGUCAAAUCUUCAAAUGUAGUGUGAAAGGCUCUGGGAUCUCAAGCUAUGGGAAAAAUCCUCAGGAUGUCCCCAAAGCCUUUGAGGAGUGCAUGCAAAAAGUCAAGGGGCAGAUUCCAACACAUCUCCAUGGAUCUACUCGCGUUCAUCUGGGAGCCACAGCUGGGAUGCGCUUGCUAAGGUUGCAAAAUGAAACAGCAGCUAAUGAAGUCCUUGCGAGCAUCCAAAGCUACUUCAAGUCCCAGCCCUUUGAUUUUAGGGGUGCUCAAAUCAUUUCUGGGCAAGAGGAAGGGGUAUAUGGAUGGAUUACAGCCAACUAUUUAAUGGGAAAUUUCCUGGAGAAGAACCUUUGGCAUAUGUGGGUGCAUCCUCAUGGAGUUGAAACCACGGGGGCCCUGGAUUUAGGCGGUGCCUCCACCCAAAUAUCCUUCGUAGCAGGAGAGAACGUGGAGCUGAACACCAGCGACAUCACACGAGUGUCCCUGUAUGGCUAUACGUAUGCACUCUAUACACACAGCUUCCAGUGCUAUGGCCGGAACGAGGCUGAGAAGAGAUUUCUGGCAAUGCUCCUACAGAACUCUACCACCAAAACCUACCUCUCCAACCCCUGCUACCCCCGGGAUUACAGCACCAACUUCACCAUGGGCCAUGUAUUUGACAGCCUGUGCACAGUGAGCCACAGGCCAGCGAGUUAUAACCCUGAUGACAUCAUCACUUUUGAAGGAACUGGGAACCCAUUACUCUGUAGGGAGAAGGUGGCUUCCACAUUUGACUUCAAAACUUGCCAUGAUCCAGACACCUGCUCCUCUGGUGGAGUUUAUCAGCCAAAGGUUAAAGGGCCAUUUGUGGCUUUUGCAGGAUUCUACUACACAGCCAGUGCUUUAAAUCUUUCAGGUAGCUUCUCCUUGGACACCUUCAACUCAAAGACCUGGAAUUUCUGCUCACAGAAUUGGAGUCAGCUUCCUCUCCUGCUCCCCAAAUUUGAUGAGGUGUACGCCCGCUCCUACUGUUUCUCAGCCAACUAUAUCUACCACCUAUUUGUGAAUGGAUACAAAUUCACAGAGGACACCUGGUCCCAGAUACAUUUUGAAAAAGAAGAAUGGCAGAUGUGAAGCUGAAGGAUGUCUGGAGUCGUCUGUUCAAUACUAGCUUUAGCAGUAAUUAGAUUAAGCCAGUCAAUAUCCUGCCUUAGGCUCAUGACUGUCUACUAUUACUAAAUAAAAUUGAGUCAUCUACAAAAAAUAUGAAUGUCUAGGGAGACGUAAGGACUGUUGGUGGCAUGUACUCUCUAAGCUUAUCUUCUAAUGAAUCUAAUUACAGUAAA